AUGUUCAAUGCCACUCAAAAUAAUCUAGUUGAUGCUUUUUUGGCAGGCCUCUCACCAACACUUAAGACAUUCACACCGUAUUAUUUAAACUUAGUGAAAACCAAAAUAUUUUCAAUAGUCCAAGAGUGUGAAAUGAAAAUGAUCUUAGACGAAGAACAGAAAAAAAAAUCACAUGCAGUGCCAUAUUUUACUGUACCAUCGCCAACAUAUUAUCAGCAAUUAAACCCAAAUAUUAUUCCAAAUGCAGCUCAAAAAAACCAAUACGUACAAGAACCAAGAUACAUGACAUCCACAUCACACUACCUGCCCUCACCACCAUCUCCACAGUUUACUCAAAAAAAUGCUCAAAACCAUGCCUAUGUUCAAGUGCCAACAAAUACAUUAUCACCAAAUACAUCGUAUUGUUCAUCUGCGCCACCAUCCCCUGCAGAUUUAUGCCAAAAUAUUUCUUUAAAUGCUACCCAGAACCUUACCCAUAACAAUAACAUUCAAGCUCAAAACAACCAAUAUGCACAAGAACCACGAAACAUGACAUCUAGAUCGCACUACCUGUCCUCACCGCCAUCUCCACAGUUUACUCAAAAAAAUGCUCAAAACCAUGCCUAUGUUCAAGUGCCAACAAAUUCAUUAUCACCAAAUACAUCGUAUUGUUCAUCUGCGCCACCAUCCCCUGCAGAUUUAAGUCAAAAUAUGUCAGUAGUAUAA
Molecule: messenger RNA, 705 nt
Organism: Macrosiphum euphorbiae (potato aphid)
Lineage: Eukaryota; Metazoa; Arthropoda; Insecta; Hemiptera; Aphididae
Source: the annotation of a GenBank genome assembly